Messenger RNA from Harmonia axyridis, 4076 nucleotides. RefSeq names its product protein let-756 (gene bnl). Bases 315 to 1421 code for a protein of 368 amino acids. Gene Ontology annotation, biological process: regulation of cell migration; positive regulation of protein phosphorylation; positive regulation of gene expression. Gene Ontology annotation, molecular function: fibroblast growth factor receptor binding; growth factor activity. Lineage: Eukaryota; Metazoa; Arthropoda; Insecta; Coleoptera; Coccinellidae. Gene Ontology annotation, cellular component: cytoplasm. The record is from RefSeq and is a predicted model, not a curated record. The transcript has 3 exons.
UCGCUGAACCGUUCCAAAGAUCCGCAAUCCUAGAGUGGCAAUGGGUCUGCGCCCGAAGACCUUACCGGCAAUUAACAAAUUAGAAUAUUUAAACAAAUUGAGGGUGUUAGGAACACACUAGCGCACGGCCGCUGUCUACAUGGCCUCAGUAUAAAUAGUUGGGCCGCCUUCAGUCAGUAGAACGUUGGCCGCCGAGCAGUUAGGUAGGUGCGAGCUAGCAUCACUUCCGAGCGUACGAUGAGUGAAGUGGAUCGCGAUCUGGUCCAUCUCUGGCACCGAUGCGAGCCUGAAUAGUGCGGUGACAUGUCCUAGUCAUGGUGAAGGUUCUGUUCCUGAGGGUGUUGAUUAUGUGUAGUUUCGCCUGCGUGGCUCCUGCGCCCUUCUUGGAACAGCCUGACCACCAAGAAGUGGUGGCCCCAUUGGACCCUUUGGAGGACCCAGCAGCUCGAAGCGAACGCAGCACCAACCUCUCCUUUGUCGCUGGCUCAGCGCGAAGGAUUCAGAUGUUCAUCAAGAACCGUCACCUCCAAAUUCUUCCUGAUGGCACUGUCAAUGGUACCACUGACGAUACCAGCGUUUUUACAAUAUUGCAAAGAUCCACCGUUGGCAUUGGCCAGAUGAAAAUCCAGGGAACAGCCUCCUGUCAAUAUUUGUGCAUGGAUGCUUGUGGACUACUAUACGGAUCGAAGGAGUUUGGAGAUGAAUGCGUGUUCAACGAAACAAUUGAGAAGCACUACUACAACACAUACUCCUCAACAAAAUACUCAAACGAAAAACGUACAUUUUACUUAGCUUUAAAUAGGAGAGGCCAGCCAAGGAAGGUGAUGUUGAAAGCAAAGCAACAACUGGGAAGGCUGUCUUCUUACACUAGAGUAUUAACGCGCUACGUUUCCCCAGAACGUACAGAAGAAUUGAACCAUAUGAGACACCAUGCUCAUACCUGUGCACCAAGCGCAAAUUCGAAACUAAGACUGUUAUCCUCACAUAAAGACCCCUCCAUCGAAUUUCCACGAUGUCGAAAGCGAAAAAAGCGAAAGAAGAAAAAACGAAAGUGUUUACCAUCUGAAACCGAGAACGAGCAUUGCCUUAGUAAUAAACAAUCUAAUAGAAAAUUGCAGACUCAUGUGAAAAAGUGCGAUAGUGAUGACAGUUCCGAGUGCCAAAGAGAAACGAACAAAAGAAAAAAAUUAAAUAGUGAUAAACACGAUAAAGCGAACGGUAACGUGAAAAAAAAGCCGAAAAAGGGAGGUAAAAAAAAAGUGAACGUUGUGGUUAGUUCUGAAGCGACAGUGACUCUAGAAGAAGAUUCGACCCACGAGGCUGAUUAUGGGAUGGAGACAAACACACAUAUGGAUUUCGACGACACCACUGCUCUGCCCCUUCUUGAACUUACCGAGCCUUCUAACUCUCAAACACUUUGACUCAACGUUCAUAAUUUUCAUUUUUAUUUAUUUCUACUAUUUAUUGUAUUUUAGUUGUAUUUAUUGUAAAUAGCAUUGAUUUUGAUUAGAGCUGCGUGAAAAGUAUCCUAGACCCGUAUGGGGCUCAGUAUUAAUAUGAUAAUCAAAAAUGUUCAAGUUUGUGUCUCUUCGAUAACUUAUCCAGAAAGGGUUCAUAUUAAAACCAUUCCACAUAUGAUUCAAAUAUUCAUUUCGUUACUACGAAGAAAGUGACUAUUCUGAAAUAUUUAUUUAUUCAUAUUUCCAGAAUCAGUCUGAAAGUCUGCAAUUUAUGUAAUUAAAAUAAUAUGGAAAUAUGGAAUUUCCCAUGAAGCUUUCCGAAUCCUGAUUAAAUUGAGAGUAGUAUACCAGUUCAGAUUGAUAGAAAGGCAGUAAAUCAUGGAUCGUCAAUAAGGAAGAUUGCUUUUUCUCAACUAAACUGUGUUUCAGAAUACUUCCAGCACAGUUCUUGAAAAAAAUUGCUCAGAAAUGCUACAAAAAUAAUUGGAUACGUUGACGUUGAUCAUGAUAUAUGCUUGAUCCAUAGUUGUUUUUUAAGAUGGAAUUAGCAUUUGCUUGACCAAGAACAUUGAUUUGUUGCAUGUUUAUAGUCAAUUAUUUUGUUGAUUUGAACUGGUUCUAAUACGAUUCAGAAUGCAACACGAGAUCUAAUUAACGAAUAUAAAAUUUGAUGAUAAUCGAUUCAACGACUUUACAAACUUAAACCGUCAUAGUCAUUAUUUCUUUACAUCUAACCUGUAUCUGAUUCUCGUGUUUAAUGAUUGGGAUUUCAAUUAGAAAACUCUCCUGAAAUGUUGUGUAGGUGCCGUAUACAACGAUGAGGAAGAUGUUAACACUUGAAGACCUGUCCUGUUGAUUGAGUGAUUUAAUUUUCUGGAGUGAUAAUGAAAUGGUUCUCAUUAAAUUGAGUAUGAGAAAUUAUCUGGAUUAUUGGGUGUCUAUCUGGAGGAAAUAAGUAGAUUUGCAAUUGUCAUUUAUCCUGUUUUUAAAUCCAAAAUAUUAUGUAUCUACUUGUUAUUCUUCUUUUGAAAUCCGUCCAUUUUUGAUAAGUCUUUUAUUCUUCCUACGCCAGUUCUGUAAUUGAAAAGCCAAUUACAAAUGUUUCGCUCCCUGGAUAUUUCUCAAUUUUCGAAUAUCCUAUACUAAAUGGUAAUACUUUGGUUGCAGAUCAGCUUAAUGCUUCGAGGGGCUUACUAGGAAUAUGAAGAAAUUGAAAGAUGCAAAUGAAUCCAUGACAAAUAUGUAUAUCAAUUAUUGCGACUUUCACACAGCUUUAAUAAGUGUACCUCGCAUUAAGAAUUCAUAUCGAUCUUAGCUGGAUCAAUUGAAAAAAUUUCCUGAGAUGAUAUUGUGAAUGGUAUUUUCACUAUCAUUUCUGGAAAUUGAACAUGAUUCAACGCUGCGAUUCGAAAUGAAAAUGGAGAAAAUCUUGACAGCAUGAGUCAGUUUUUCCAAUAUUUGAAUGAAUGGAAAACAUAGGAAGGUUUUGGAGUAUGUACCUAGUUUCAAUUCAACUUUUUCCUUUAAUGAACGGAUGAAAGUACGUUCCUUAGUAACUAGAUGCAUUCAAUUUUAUAUUAAUGAUUAAUGCUUACCAAAGAAUUGAAACGGACUCUAAAAUGAUCAGAUGUUAAUAAUGAACUUUAGAUUAUAGAAUGAAAAACAGUAUAGACGUGCUAAAAUUAUAUUAUUUCGACUAUUUAAUGAUGGAGUUGUAGAAAAAUGAGAUUUGAAUGAAAGGUGCAAUGUUAAUUUUAAGGAAGAGAAGUAUUUGAGAUGGAACAAUAUUAACUACGAUAAAUAGAACGAAAUGCUUAGGUAGUAGAUGUAAUGAUUGUUUUGAAAAAUUUUUUAAGUAUUCCAAAAUAUUCAGCUCUAUAUUCAGUAUUGAAUUAUUGUACCUUAGUAACAAGUAGAGAAAAAUGUCACUUAACAAAUGUAACUAAAUUAGAUUUAAUUAUUCAAAUAUACUCAUUGAAUUGUGAUAGCAUCUAAAUACACCAAAUAAAUUACUGCCAACUAUCACAAAAACCCUUUUCUUCAUGGCAACAAUCUUAUUCCCAAAAAUUCAAUUUUAAUAAGGAUAGGAACUCUAAUCACAAAAUGACAGAAGUCAGUUUCGAAACAAUCGAAAUUUGUAUUAUUGUAUUAUAUUAAUUGAAUAAAAGCUGAUGAAGAGAAGGGUUAAGGUGAUUGAAAUUUCAAAGUCACAUUCUCUGAUGAAAGUUAAGAAGACAAUUGAACGAAUUAUCCCAGAAUAUGCAUGAAUUGAACUAUUUGUGAAUGCUUCUUAGAUAUUUAAUAGAGCUAAAAAGACAAACUAUUCAAUUCAGUCUGUUAGAUAGCUAUGAAACUAUAUUCAUUUUGUUUUCAUCUUAAAAAUGGAGAAUAGUUUAUAUAUUAAUGUUCAACACAAUUGUUUUUGUAGAUAAUUAUAUCGAAAAUAUAUUUUUCAAUUUGUACUUUUGCAAAAUGACUACAUAACUACUUGAAGCAACAUAAUGAACCAAUCAAGAGCAAUGUUUUACAAUACAUGAUCAAUAAUUCGAUAAUAGUAUUUGUAAAAUCAUUUCUCCUGUAUGUAAAGAUUUUCACAUGAAAAUAAAAGAAUAGUAA